GAGCCGGCAGCCCCGGUACCGGCAGGGGGGGGCAGCAGCGGCAGCAGCAGCGGCACCGUGGCCGUGUCCCCGCCCGCUGACGCAGCAGCCGCCCGGUUACCGCGGCGACGCGCGGGGCCUGGCGGGGCCGGGACGCGCUGAUGGCGGCGGCGGCGGCAGGGCCUGAGGGGCCCCCGCUGCCCGGCCCGCCCGGGGGCCGCCCGCGGCCCGUGUGCUCGCGGCCCUAUUUCCUCGUGCUGAUGGUGUUCGCCCACCUCUACGUGCUCAACGUGCUGGGGCUGCUGCUCUUCGUGCACCUCAGCGCCGGGGAUAACGGGGGCUCGCCCGCAGCCCCCCUCAGCGCGCCCGUGCCGCCCCCACCGCCGCCCGCCCGCGCCCUGCCGCGUCUGGAGGGCAUCAAGGUCGGCCACACGCAGCGAGUGGAGCUGGUUCCCGGUAGGGCCCACGCCGUGCGCACCCUCAGCCUCAAGCCGCUGCUCUUCGAAAUUCCUGACUUCCUGACAGAGGAGGAAUGCAAGCUCAUCAUCCAUCUGGCACAGCUGAAGGGGCUGCAGAAGAGCCAGAUCCUACCAACGGAUGACUAUGAAGAAGCCAUGGAAAUGAUAGAGAUCAGCCAGAUGGACAUUUUCAAUCUCCUUGACCACAAUCAGGACGGACAGCUGCAGCUCAAAGAGGUGUUGACCCACACCCGCCUGGGGAACGGCAGGUGGAUGACUCCCGAAAACAUCCGAGAGAUGUACACUGCAGUCAAGGCCGAUCCUGAUGGGAACGGCGUGCUGAGCCUGGAGGAGUUCAAGCAGCUGAAUAUCCGCGAUUUCCACAAGUACAUGGGAAGCCAGAAAGUGAAGACGAGUGACUCAGUGCGCAACAGCCAGCACACCUGGCUGUACCAGGGCGAGGGGGCGCACCAGGUCAUGAGAUCCAUACGGCAAAGGGUAAUGCGCCUCACUCGCUUGCCCCCCGAGAUCGUGGAGCACAGCGAGCCCCUGCAGGUUGUGCGGUACGACCAGGGAGGCCACUACCAUGCCCACAUGGACAGCGGCCCCGUCUUCCCCGAGACUGCCUGCAGUCACACCAAGCUGGUCGCCAAUGAAAGCGCUCCCUUCGAGACCUCGUGCCGGUACGUGACGGUGCUGUUCUACCUGAACAAUGUGACGGGGGGAGGAGAAACUGUCUUUCCUAUAGCUGACAACAGGACGUACGAAGAGAUGUCUUUGAUCCAGAACGACGUUGACCUGCGAGAUACUCGGAAGAACUGUGACAAGGGCAAUUUGCGAGUGAAACCUCAGCAAGGCACUGCUGUCUUCUGGUACAACUACCUGUCAGAUGGAGAAGGCUGGGUGGGAGAGCUGGACGACUUCGCCCUGCAUGGGGGCUGCCUGGUCACACAGGGCACCAAGUGGAUCGCCAACAACUGGAUCAACGUUGACCCCAACCGCAGGCGGCAGCAGCGGUUCCAGCAGGAGAUGGAGCGCUACGGGGGGACGGAGGCCGGGGCCGGGAGCCCGGGCGAGUGGACUGUGGACAAAGCCUACGGGGGGGCGCACGUGGAGCUGUAGGCGCGGGGCAGGCGGGCUCCGAGCACGUGGCGUUUUCCCGCGCUGUGCUGGGGGCGGGCACCGAGCACGUGGCGUUUUCCCGCGCCGGCCGGGGGCGGGGCCUCGCGGCGCGCCAAUAAAGCGUGCAGGGGAGGGCGGCGCCUCCCGGCCAUGGA
Molecule: messenger RNA, 1714 nt
Organism: Anas platyrhynchos (mallard)
Lineage: Eukaryota; Metazoa; Chordata; Aves; Anseriformes; Anatidae
Gene: P4HTM
Product: prolyl 4-hydroxylase, transmembrane
Biological process (GO): peptidyl-proline hydroxylation to 4-hydroxy-L-proline
Cellular component (GO): endoplasmic reticulum
Molecular function (GO): procollagen-proline 4-dioxygenase activity; iron ion binding; calcium ion binding
Source: RefSeq, a predicted model, not a curated record